AAAAAAGGAAAGUGCGUAUAUUUUUUUCUCUUUGAUUUAAAUACUCUACCGGUUCCCACGUAUUAUCUCCCUAAGCCCCUCACUUCCCCUCCUUCUUCUUCUUCUUCCCUUCUACUUCUUCCGUUAAUGGGAAAGGUUUCUCGCCGGAGCAAGAAGACCGUCGACGAGUCGGGAGGCGCGAUGGCUUCCGCGUCCGCGUCCACGGGUCAGAAAGCCAAACGCACGCGGCGUUCUCUGCCGCGAGACGCUCCUCCGCAACGCAGCUCUGUCUACCGCGGCGUCACCAGGCAUCGGUGGACGGGCCGAUACGAAGCGCAUUUAUGGGAUAAGAAUUGUUGGAACGAGACGCAGAACAGAAGAGGAAGACAAGUAUAUUUAGGGGCAUAUGACGACGAGGCAGCAGCAGCACGUGCUUACGACUUGGCGGCAUUGAAGUACUGGGGACGAGACACCAUCUUGAACUUCCCUGUGGCCAGCUAUGAAGAUGACCUAAAAGAAAUGGAAGGUCAGUCCAAAGAAGAGUACAUCGGGUCUUUGAGAAGGAAAAGCAGUGGAUUCUCCCGUGGUGUAUCAAAGUAUAGAGGGGUUGCGAGGCAUCACCAUAACGGGAGAUGGGAGGCUCGAAUUGGAAGGGUAUUUGGCAACAAGUAUCUAUACCUUGGAACAUAUGCUACGCAAGAAGAAGCGGCCAUAGCAUACGACAUCGCGGCCAUAGAGUACCGCGGACUUAACGCCGUUACCAACUUCGAUCUCAGCCGUUAUCUCAAAUUCCUCUCGCCGGGAAACCUUACCGACGGCAAGCUUCAUCUUCCGGCGAAUCCAAAUUCCGACACGAACCCGUCUUCCGACCCGAGCCAUCAUCAUGAGUCCGAAUCAUCACAGGAGCAGACAUCAUCGUAUUCUCCUUCGGUGGCGAGGUUCUUGCUGUCGCCUUCGAAGGUGAAGGAGAUCAUCGAACCAUUGACGCCGGCGGAGAUUGCUCGGCCUGGCCGGAGCUUCCCGGGAGAUAUUCAGACGUACUUCGGCGGUCAAGAUCCCGGCAAGCUGAUGACGGAGGAGGACGUGAUUUUCGGGGAGUUAGAUUCUUUCAUUUCGCCGGAGUUCUACAGCGAGCUUGGGUGAUUGUUCAAGAGUACUUUCUGGAUUGGAUAUUCUUUUCAGAUCCCUAAAAGAAAGAAAAACAAAUCUGGGAAUAUCAAAGGAUUGAUAUUGAUAAUGUUUUUAUAUGCUUCCAAUAAACAUCACGUGCAUCAAUUAUUUUGUUUUUCUUGAGUGAA
Molecule: messenger RNA, 1277 nt
Organism: Tarenaya hassleriana
Lineage: Eukaryota; Viridiplantae; Streptophyta; Magnoliopsida; Brassicales; Cleomaceae
Product: AP2-like ethylene-responsive transcription factor At1g16060
Exons: 8
Coding region: 127-1122 (331 amino acids)
Biological process (GO): regulation of DNA-templated transcription
Molecular function (GO): DNA binding; DNA-binding transcription factor activity
Source: RefSeq, a predicted model, not a curated record